This is a messenger RNA of Hibiscus syriacus, 1061 nucleotides long. Its product is annotated as glycerol-3-phosphate phosphatase-like. Gene Ontology annotation, molecular function: phosphatase activity. Gene Ontology annotation, cellular component: chloroplast. NCBI's taxonomy places the organism in Eukaryota, Viridiplantae, Streptophyta, Magnoliopsida, Malvales, Malvaceae. The record is from RefSeq and is a predicted model, not a curated record.
AAAUCGUUGACAAAACUCGGAUUGAAAAGAUAGGAAACAAGAGGAAAAUGAUGGCCAAAUGCUCUAUUGCUCCAUCAACUGAACCUCUGUUUCAGACCUUCAAUGGCCUUCAACAACUUGCCGAAACGCGUCGUUUCAAUGCUUGGCUGUUGGAUCAAUUUGGAGUCCUUCAUGAUGGCAAACAACCUUACCCAGGAGCAAUUUCGACAUUAGAAAAGCUGGCAAGCACUGGUGCCAAGAUGGUGAUCAUAAGUAAUUCUUCAAGACGUGCAUCAACAACAAUAGAGAAAUUGAAGAAGCUAGGCUUUAAUCCUUCUCUCUUUGUGGGAGCCAUCGCAAGUGGAGAAUUAACGCAUCAGUACUUGCAAAGGAGAGACAAUUCCUGGUUUGCUGCUCUUGGAAGGUCUUGCAUUCAUACGACCUGGAGUGAUAGGGGUGCUAUAUCUCUUGAGGGUUUGGGCUUACAAGUUGUUGAGAAUGUUGAAGAAGCUGAUUUUAUCUUGGCGCAUGGCACUGAAGCUUUAGGUCUUCCUUCAGGUUUGGUACUUUCAAUUAGUCUCGAGGGUCCUGAGAAGAUAUUGGAGUGUUGUGCAACUAAAAAGAUUCCAAUGGUGGUAGCUAACCCAGACUUUGUGACUGUCGAAACUAGAGCUUCCAGUAUCAUGCCUGGUAAUACCUUAGCCGCCAAAUAUGAAAAUCUUGGUGGUGAAGUGAAAUGGAUGGGGAAACCAGAUAAGAUAAUAUAUGAAUCAGCCAUGGCCAUUGUUGGUGUAGAAGCCUCCAAUUCUAUUGCCGUCGGUGACUCUCUUCAUCACGAUAUUAAGGGUGCAAAUGCAGCCGGAAUCCAGUCAGUUAUCGCUGGAGGGAUCCAUGCAACCGAACUUGGACUGGAUAGUUUUGGACAAGUUGCAGAUUCAUCCUCUGUAAAGGCCCUUGCAUCCAAAUAUGAUGCAUAUCCGACAAACGUCCUUCCGGCUUUCAAAUGGUAGAAUUUAUUCUGGGUAUUUGCUCUCCAUGUUUUGUAGUUUUCAUUUAUGAAUUCAUUUUGGUGUAAGAUUUAG